AGGGAGAGAGAGAGAGAGAGAGAGAGAGAGAGAGAGAUCUCCUCCAGCUGCUCCACUCCACUCCAGACCAUCCUCUUCAUCGCAGAUCCGCUCUCCCUCUGCGGUCGGAGAUACAAAGUCCAGCAGCUUGAAGAGUUUAUCCGCGGUUUGAUGAGGCUCCGUGGCUCCGCGGAGCGCCGGAAGGAGACGGGGGAGGAGGGGGCGGAGGCGCGGGGAGGCCGCGGAGGGGCUCCGGAGAUGCCGAGGGGGGCAGAGACGGAGAAACCGAGAGAGCGAGAGAUGGCGGCGGGAGGAAUCACCACGCUCCCGGCCGCACCGGACGACGGGGCGAGCGGAGGCUUUCCUUCGGGGAACUUCAAGGAGCCCAAGCGGCUUUACUGCAAAAACGGCGGAUACUUCCUGCGGAUCAACUCUGACGGGCGAGUGGACGGGAUCCGCGAGAAGAGCGACCCGCACAUCCGGCUGCAGCUCCAGGCCACGGCCGUCGGUGAGGUGGUGAUUAAAGGGAUCUGUGCAAACCGUUACCUCGCCAUGAACGCGGACGGACGACUGAUCGGAACGAGGAGAACAACAGAUGAAUGUUAUUUCCUGGAGCGCCUGGAGUCGAAUAACUACAACACGUACCGAUCCCGGAAGUACCCCGACUGGUACGUGGCUCUGAAGAGAACAGGCCAGUAUAAAUCGGGUUCGAAGACCAGCCCGGGCCAGAAGGCCAUCCUGUUUCUGCCCAUGUCAGCCAAGUGCUGAUGGAGAGAUGCUGUCAAACCUGAACCGAGAGCGACAGACCACUGACUCAGACGAUGAGCUCAUCCGGAUAAGUGCAGAUUCUUCAGCGUGUCUGGAAAAAACACUUCCCUUCAGCAUUUCUAUCUAGGAACGCUUCCCAAACAGAUGUACUUGGAGAGCAUUACAGGGUUUAUUUGUUCGUGUUCGGUCACCCUGGAGAUAUCAGCAAUAUCCUCAGAUGAGGCUUUCGUCAAUUCUGACAGGCGCGAUAUGAUCUCAGAUCCAACUUUCCAAAAUACAGUCUUAUUCCACUUGAUUCCCUCGAGCAAGGGCAGAAGGGUUGGUUCGGAGAGUUCACUGAUCUGCACUAAACCUGCACUAUUUCUCGCAGGAAUGUUUUUAGUUUGGCUACAAAAUGUGAGUUUACUUUAAUGCUGCUCCUUUAUGCAAAUAUAUGCAAGUA
Cyprinus carpio (common carp) is the source of this 1189-nucleotide messenger RNA. It is a transcript of the gene fgf2, whose product is annotated as fibroblast growth factor 2. Gene Ontology annotation, molecular function: growth factor activity; fibroblast growth factor receptor binding. The record is from RefSeq and is a predicted model, not a curated record. Gene Ontology annotation, cellular component: cytoplasm. NCBI's taxonomy places the organism in Eukaryota, Metazoa, Chordata, Actinopteri, Cypriniformes, Cyprinidae. Gene Ontology annotation, biological process: positive regulation of gene expression; animal organ morphogenesis; fibroblast growth factor receptor signaling pathway.